Molecule: messenger RNA, 1511 nt
Organism: Myzus persicae (green peach aphid)
Lineage: Eukaryota; Metazoa; Arthropoda; Insecta; Hemiptera; Aphididae
Product: traB domain-containing protein
Exons: 10
Coding region: 375-1358 (327 amino acids)
Source: RefSeq, a predicted model, not a curated record
UGUAUAUAUAUGUGAUAUCUGUGUGGUCGAAUAACCUUUUGUCGUUAUCGGGCGAUGUUAGGUCGCGUGGUUAUUAAUUACUAAUAUCUGUAGCCGUGUUAAUUAAAUUGUCCGAGUGACUUUCUGACGAUUCAUUACACUACAAAUUUACGGUUGGUAGCUCGGUCUUAGAAGAUUAAAAAAUUCCGGGGACAGUAUUUGAAAAUAAAAACAAUCUUGUAAGUAGUAGCCAUAGAAAACCUACCUACUUCUCGUUCAACCACUAAAAACUUAGAAGGAGAUUAUACUAAUUAGUAAUUUUAGGAAAUUACCUUGUGGCUUGUUGACUAUAUCGUAAGGAUUUCGACUAUUUCGAGUUACUAACAACAAUUGAGAUGGUAGACAAUCAAGUUAAUUUUCCAGACACUGUCACAGUAUUAAAAUCAUCAAAUGGUUCUGUAGUUUAUCUUGUUGGUACUGCUCAUUUUAGUGAAGAGAGCCAAGAAGAUGUCGCCCAAGUUAUAAAUGCAGUCAAACCAGAUGUUGUUGUUAUAGAAUUGUGCUAUAACAGGAAUAGCAUAUUAACAAUUGAUGAAUCCACUAUUGCCAAUGCUUCAGGCAUUACAUUGGAAGAUUUGAGAAGGUCAAUAAAAAAACUAGGCCUUACACAAGGUAUAUUUUAUCAACUGAUGAUAAAUAUAUCUGCCAAUAUAUCUCGUGAUCUUGGCAUGAUACCAGGUGGUGAAUUUCGUAGAGCUGUCAUUGAAGCUAAGAAAUAUAACAGCCACAUUUAUCUAGGUGACAGACCAGUUGAUAUCACUAUAAAAAGAGUGAUUUCAAUGUUGAGCUGGCCGAAAAGCAUUAAACUUUUGGCACACCUGUUGUUUACCGCAGAUUUUAAAAUUACAAAAGAAGAUGUAGAAAAAUUCAAAAACAAAGACUUACUAGAAACUUUAAUGCAUGAAAUGGCUGCUGACUAUCCAGAGUUGGAGAGAGUAAUAGUUGACGAAAGAGAUAAAUUCUUAACUUAUAGUUUACAAAAUUGUGCUGGAUUUGUAGUAGAGAAAACUGGCAACAAGCCUAAAAUAUUUAAUUCAAGACCUCAAGUUAUUGUUGGCGUAGUUGGAUUAGGUCACGUUGCUGGUAUUAAAAAAUAUUGGGAAAAAAUUGCUGAUGAGCAAAUUGCAGAAUUAAUUAUAAUUCCACCUCAAUCAAGAAGUAGCAAAGUUAUUAAAGUUGUGAUCAAAGUUUCUGCCUGUGGUUUACUUUUGUGGGGUGUUUCAAAGAUCCCUGGUGUAAGAUCACUAUCAAAAAUGGCUUAUGGAGUUACUUCUGAUUCAAUUACAUAUGUUCAAGGGAUGUUUAUUAAGUUACAAUAAACUAUAAAAAUCAAUAUUCCAUUGUAUAUUAUAUUUUAUGUUAUCAAUAAUACAUUUCAAAUACAGCUAUUCUAAUAAUGUUUAAUAAUAAUCAAAGCGAAGAUAAUUAUGAUCAUAUUGAUGAUUCACUUAUAUAUUCUUCAACAAACAUUC